Molecule: messenger RNA, 5419 nt
Organism: Loxodonta africana (African savanna elephant)
Lineage: Eukaryota; Metazoa; Chordata; Mammalia; Proboscidea; Elephantidae
Gene: SEMA6A
Product: semaphorin 6A
Exons: 19
Coding region: 641-3733 (1030 amino acids)
Biological process (GO): positive regulation of neuron migration; axon guidance; neural crest cell migration
Cellular component (GO): plasma membrane
Molecular function (GO): semaphorin receptor binding; chemorepellent activity
Source: RefSeq, a predicted model, not a curated record
CAACUCUGCUCCCCGCGCAUUCGGCUGUCCAGGCGCUCGGGAAGCCUAAGCUGCGCUUCUCCGCGGGACCGACUUCCCGCGAUGCCCGCUUAGAAACGUGAAGCAGCGGCCAGCAUCGCCAGACCUGUGGUACCGCGCUCCCGGCCCAGAGUAGGGCCAGAGCCGGGCACUCCUGCCCCAGCCCCCACCCCGCCCCCAGCCCUGAAAUGACUUGUUAAUCGGCGACACCGAAGGGACUCACCGGAGUGGAAUCCAAGUGGCAUUUGGAUUUGGAGAAGAGUUUCUUGAACAUUUACCCCUUUCUUGUGUGGGGGGGUGAUUGUUCGUUUUGGGGUUUUUUGGUCUUUUUGUUUUUGCUUCUUUCCUCUCUUCUCCCCUGUCAUUGGAGAUGUACACAGCGCGCUUGCAUCCCAGAAAGUAGUCGCCGCGACUGUUGCCCCCAAAGAGGCAAGUACACAUGUAGGAAUGACAAAGGCUUGCGAAGGAGAGAGCGCAGCUCGCAGCCCGGAGAGAUCCCCCUCGAUAAUGGAUUACUAAAUGGGAGACACGCUGCACCAGUCCGUUCCAAGCCCCGGCCGCCUUCCCGUCGAUUCACCGAAAAGGGUGAAGUAGAGAAGUCAAGUCUCCCCGCUGAACUACUAUGAGGUCAGAAGCCUUGCUGCUAUAUUUCACACUGCUACACUUUGCUGGGGCUGGUUUCCCAGAAGAUUCUGAGCCAAUCAGUAUUUCGCAUGGCAACUAUACAAAACAGUAUCCGGUGUUUGUGGGCCACAAGCCAGGACGGAACACCACACAGAGGCACAGACUGGACAUCCAGAUGAUUAUGAUCAUGAAUAGAACCCUCUACGUUGCUGCUCGGGACCAUAUUUAUGCUGUUGAUAUAGACACAUCACACACAGAAGAAAUUUAUUGUAGCAGAAAACUGACAUGGAAAUCUAGACAGGCUGAUGUAGACACAUGCAGAAUGAAGGGAAAACAUAAGGAUGAGUGUCACAACUUUAUUAAAGUUCUUCUAAAGAAAAAUGAUGAUACGUUGUUUGUCUGUGGAACUAAUGCCUUCAACCCUUCCUGCAGAAACUAUAAGAUGGAUACUUUGGAUCCUUUUGGGGAUGAAUUUAGUGGAAUGGCCAGAUGCCCUUAUGAUGCCAAACAUGCCAACGUUGCACUGUUUGCAGAUGGGAAGCUGUAUUCAGCCACAGUGACUGACUUUCUCGCCAUUGAUGCAGUCAUUUAUCGGAGUCUUGGAGACAGCCCAACCCUGCGGACCGUCAAGCACGAUUCAAAAUGGUUGAAAGAGCCAUAUUUUGUCCAAGCAGUGGAUUAUGGAGACUACAUCUACUUCUUCUUUAGGGAAAUAGCGGUGGAGUACAACACCAUGGGAAAGGUAGUUUUCCCAAGGGUGGCUCAGGUGUGCAAGAAUGACAUGGGAGGAUCUCAAAGAGUCCUGGAGAAACAGUGGACAUCUUUUCUAAAGGCUCGCCUGAACUGCUCAGUUCCUGGAGACUCUCAUUUUUAUUUCAACAUCCUCCAUGCAGUUACAGAUGUGAUUCGCAUUAAUGGCCGUGAUGUUGUCCUGGCAACCUUUUCCACACCUUAUAACAGCAUCCCUGGGUCUGCAGUCUGUGCCUAUGACAUGCUUGACAUUGCCAAUGUGUUUACUGGGAGAUUCAAAGAGCAGAAGUCUCCGGAUUCCACGUGGACACCAGUUCCUGACGAACGAGUGCCUAAGCCCAGGCCAGGGUGCUGUGCUGGCUCAUCCUCCUUAGAAAAAUAUGCAACUUCCAAUGAGUUUCCUGAUGAUACCCUCAACUUCAUCAAGACGCACCCGCUCAUGGAUGAGGCAGUGCCUUCCAUUAUCAAUAGGCCGUGGUUCUUGAGGACGAUGGUCAGAUACCGCCUGACCAAAAUUGCAGUGGACACCGCUGCUGGGCCCUAUCAGAAUCACACUGUGGUUUUCCUGGGAUCAGAGAAGGGAAUCGUCUUGAAGUUCCUGGCCAGGAUAGGAAAUAGUGGUUUCCUAAAUGACAGCCUUUUCCUGGAGGAGAUGAGUGUUUAUAACCCGGAAAAGUGCAGCUAUGAUGGAGUGGAGGACAAGAGGAUUAUGGGCAUGCAGCUGGACAAAGCAAGUAGCUCUCUGUAUGUUGCAUUCUCCACCUGUGUGAUCAAGGUUCCCCUUGGCCGGUGUGAACGUCAUGGGAAGUGUAAAAAAACCUGCAUCGCCUCCAGAGACCCAUAUUGUGGGUGGGUAAAGGAAGGAGGUUCCUGUACCCAUCUGUCACCCAGCAGCAGACUGACUUUUGAACAGGACAUUGAACGUGGCAAUACAGAUGGUCUGGGGGACUGUCAUAAUUCCUUCGUGGCACUGAAUGGGCACUCCAGUUCCCUCUUGCCCAGCACCACCACGUCAGACUCCACGGCUCAAGAGGGGUAUGAGUCUAGGGGAGGAAUGCUGGACUGGAAGGAUCUGCUCGAUUCACCUGACAGCACAGACCCAUUGGGGGCAGUGUCUUCCCAUAAUCACCAAGACAAGAAGGGAGUGAUUCGGGAAAGUUACCUCAAAGGCCAUGACCAGCUGGUUCCUGUCACCCUCUUGGCCAUUGCAGUCAUUCUGGCUUUUGUCAUGGGGGCCGUCUUCUCGGGCAUCAUCGUGUAUUGCGUCUGUGAUCACCGGCGCAAAGACGUGACAGUGGUGCAGCGUAAGGAGAAGGAGCUCACCCACUCUCGCCGGGGCUCCAUGAGCAGUGUGACCAAGCUCAGCGGCCUCUUUGGGGACACUCAGUCCAAAGACCCAAAGCCAGAGGCCAUCCUCACACCACUCAUGCACAAUGGUAAGCUCGCUACUCCCAGCAACACAGCCAAGGUGCUCAUUAAGGCUGACCAACACCACCUGGACCUGGCAGCCUUGCCCACCCCAGAGUCCACCCCAACACUGCAGCAGAAGCGAAAGCCCAGCCGUGGUAGCCGUGAGUGGGAAAGGAACCAGAACCUCAUCAAUGCCUGCACGAAGGACAUGCCCCCCAUGGCCUCCCCUGUGAUCCCCACGGACCUGCCCCUCCGGGCUUCCCCAAGUCACAUCCCCAGUGUGGUGGUCCUGCCCAUCACGCAGCAGAGCUACCAGCAUGAGUACGUGGACCAGCCCAAAAUGAGCGAGGUGGCCCAGAUGGUGCUGGAGGACCAGGCUGCCACCUUGGAGUAUAAGACCAUCAAGGAGCAUCUCAGCAGCAAGAGUCCCAACCAUGGGGUGAACCUCGUGGAGAACCUGGACAACCUUCCCCCCAAAGUCCCACAGCGGGAAGCCUCCCUGGGCCCUCCAGGAUCCUCCCUGUCUCAGAAUGGCCUGAGCAAGCGGCUGGAAAUGCACCACUCCUCUUCCUAUGGGGUUGACUAUAAGAGGAGCUACCCCACGAACUCACUCACAAGAAGCCACCAGGCCACCACUCUCAAAAGAAACAAUACUAACUCCUCCAAUUCCUCCCACCUCUCCAGAAACCAGAGCUUUGGCAGGGGAGACAACCCGCCGCCCGCCCCACAGAGGGUGGACUCUAUCCAGGUGCACAGCUCCCAGCCAUCGGGCCAGGCCGUGACUGUUUCGAGGCAGCCCAGCCUCAAUGCCUACAACUCACUGACGCGGUCAGGGCUGAAGCGCACUCCCUCGCUAAAGCCGGACGUACCUCCCAAACCUUCCUUUGCUCCCCUUUCCACAUCCAUGAAGCCCAAUGAUGCGUGUACAUAAUCCCAGGGGGAGGGGGUCAGGUGUCGAACCAGCAGGAAAGGCGAGGCGCCCGCUCAGCUCCCCAAGGUUCUCAACUGCCUCAGAGUACCCACCAGACCAAGAUGGCCCACGGCAAAGCUGAGGAUUCUGGGUCCUCCUCUCUGGGACAUAGGGAUACUCUCAAAAAAUGGGCCAUGUGGUUUGGUGAAGGUUUGCAACUGCAGGACUCACCUCCAUUCUCUUCCUUCACUCUCCCUCACACCCUACAACAGGUUGGACUCACAAAAGACUUAAAUUAUCAUCACAAACAUGAGCCAAAAGCACAUACUCACCCAUGCACAUACACACACCACACUUACACACAAAACACACACACACAGAGGUGAACAGCAACUACAUUUUGUCCAUGACUGCAUGGGACGUUGCCAAACUGGGCUAGCGUUCCAACCUGCAAAAUACAGAUAUGUUUUAAAAAAUUUGUGAAAAUUAAAAAGACAAAAAAAUAAUCAUUGAUAAUUCUAACUCAGACUUUAACAAUGGCAGAAGUUUACUAUGCGCAGAUACUGUGAAAUGGCCACGAGUGUUACAGCUUUCUGUUAUAGCAGAUGAAUGCCAUGUUGGGCAACUAUGUCAUAGAUUUCUGCUCCUCCUCUCUUUUAAUGAAUAACGUGACCGUUAACGCAAGUAACUCUUAUUUAUUGUUCACCCUUUUUUCCUUAAGGAAAGGACUCUUCCACAUAUCAUCCUAUGAACAGCUCUUCAGAAAGCCCAUUGAAAGUUAAACUAUUUAACGUGAAAUCCAUUAACUGGAAUAAUUGAGUUUAUUUUUACAAUAAAUUCACUGAGUAAAUAAGUUGGAGCUGGAAUUCUGAGCUUUGUGUUUGGACUCUCUGACCUCUAGCUAAAGGAAAGAGUUAAGAGGGGGAUGUUUAUUCAAAUCUAUCAGUUAACUUGCAGGACAGGUCUCUGGCCUAUAACAUGCAAAAAAUUAAUUUGCUUAAAAGUCCUUCCAGAUCCUAACUUCUAAAGCAACCAGGAGAGAAACUUUUGGAACGGCACAUCCUCCGUGUCCCAUUGCUGACAACAUGGCUUUGUCAGUGGUUACUACUUUCUGUGAAGGCACCAGCUUGUGAUCCGCCAUCUCAUUUCACCUUGCAUGUGAGACAGCAGACAAAAUCCGCAAACGGUGUGAACUAAUUAAUAUGCCGGCUGCUACCCUGCAUAAGCUAAUGGUUUGAUCACACGGGUUUUUUGUGGGGUUACAUCUGUGAAUAGCCUGUUUUCCACAUGUAAAUUUGUGCCUUACACCCUGAGUUGUGUACACUUGUAAGCUGUCAAUAUGAUAAACUUUUGCCCCUUUCGAAAGAAAUGCAGAUAUUUAUUUUAACCCUUCCUCCCCCACCUCCACUCCAGCCCUCUGGGAGAUUGGAGUCAAGUAGAUGGAAGAAAAAUGCAGUGGUGAACGUCACAAUCCCAUAGCCCAGGAAAGCUGGGGACACCACACCCUCUAAUUCACACUUCCUUCUAGUCGUGCCAACUCAAACCACCCUUCAGCCAUGCUGCUGCCAAGCAUGGACCCCAGUGUUGUGGGUGGCAAGCCCCUUUCUUCCUCCAGAGCUCCCUGUGUCCCUUGUAUUCUCAAAUCAUUUCAAUAGGGUGAUAUCCUCAUUAGCCAGCAGGAAAAGGACUAAUACUCCAGCCUUCAUU